Messenger RNA from Helobdella robusta, 318 nucleotides. RefSeq lists its product as hypothetical. NCBI's taxonomy places the organism in Eukaryota, Metazoa, Annelida, Clitellata, Rhynchobdellida, Glossiphoniidae. The transcript is spliced from 4 exons. Bases 1 to 318 code for a protein of 105 amino acids. The record is from RefSeq and is a predicted model, not a curated record.
AUGGAACUGGAGAGCACCAUUAGGAACGCUAGCAAUAAGACUAUUAUUAUCGAUUUCUGUGCAGAGUGGUGCGUUCCCUGCAAAGCUUUGUCACCCAAACUAAAGGACUUCGCGAAAUCAUGCCCCAACAUAAUACUGGUCAAAGUUGACGUUGACGACGCCGAGGACGUGGCCGACAAGUAUGGCGUAACCGUUUUGCCGACUUUUGUCGUCAUUCGAAAUGGAUGCAUGGCUGAUAAACUGAUCGGAUCAGAAUUGGACAAGAUUGAGAAAAUGUUCAAGAAAUAUGACGAUAAGAAGUCCGAAAUCAAUAUUUAA